CUGGAUAAAGCGACGCCGAUCAGCACUCAAGCUCGGCGCCACGAUUUUAGAAGGAGCCGGAGAUCAGUAUAAUAUGAUGCUCGGUGUAUUGUGGAAGUAUCGAAAAUGACGUCGUGUUUUAAUUAUUUCUUCGCUGCUCUCUGCCUCUUUUAUAUAGCUGCUUUUUCUACCGCGAUUUAUAAUCCAAGAUUAACAACUACAAAACCGCCAGAACGUCGUGAAUUAGUACUUCCUUGGCAUUCAACUGAGAAAAUACACUCGCGUGUUCAAACAACAUCUCCUUUUCCAAUAUGGCAUCAAUUGUGGGAUAAUAUUACAUCCAAAUCUGGCACAAAGAAUUGGAGCCCUUGGCGGAAGACUUCGGGUAGUGAAAUUGAACAAAGAACGCAAAUUGAUAUUCCCGAACAGAUUUCUGAAAAAGUUCCAGAACAACAGCGUAAUUUCAAAUUUGAUAAAUUGGAACAGCAAGAAAGUCUGAAAUUUCCUUUUCAGUACGAAGAUUUUACAGAAUUUGAUAAAAAUUACGGAUACUUUAAGAAUGAAUCAAAAUAUGGAAAUCGCAUUCGGCCUCAAAACGAGAUUGAUUUUGAACAUAAAUCAUUGAAAAAUGAUGAGAACAAAAAAAUGCAGAUAGAAUUUGAGAAUGAAGAUUUGUAUGAAGGUGUAGAUAUUGACAGCACGAAACCACGAAAAGGAAAUUUACUUCUUUCACGAAAAUCGCAGCACAAAAUAGCCCGAUAUAAUCCUCGAUUAGGUGUUGAAUGUCCUGACAACAAUUCCACAGGGCAAUUUGUUUAUCCACCAGAUUGUAAAUUCUUCGUCAAUUGUUGGAAGGGUCGUGCAUUUGUUCAACCUUGUGCUCCAGGCACUCAUUUUAAUCCUGAUACUUUGGAAUGUGAUUUUCCGCAUAAAGUAAAAUGCUAUGAGGAACCUGCGUAUUUCAAAGAGUCAGAUUCUGUAUUCCAAAUUAAUCGAAAAUUACAGAAGUUGCAAGAACCAAAAUGUCCACCAUAUUUAAUUGGUUUAUUACCACAUCAUGGAGAUUGCACGAAAUUUGUACAAUGUGCACACGGUGCAACUUAUAUUAUGAGUUGUGGCCCUGGAACAGUUUUCAAUCCCACUAUUGGUACAUGUGAUUGGCCGCAUAAUGUAAAGGGUUGCGAAGAUAUUUUUAAAUCUGAUAAAAAAGUACCAUCUGCAUCUCCAAAUUUUAAUUUUGAGUAUGAUAGUGCGAAAUAUAUCGAAGCAAAGAAAAUUACAUGUCCUGCGGAUUUCAUCGGAUUAUUGCCUCAUCCGGAGACGUGUAAAAAAUUCCUUCAAUGUGCAAAUGGUGUUACUCACGUAAUGGACUGUGGUCCUGGAACAGCUUUCAAUCCUGUUACAACGGUUUGUGAUUGGCCACAUAACGUACCCAGCUGCAAAACAGGUAAAUUUGAUGAUAAGGUACACAGGAUGGAGGAUACUACUUGGAUUCCACUUGUUGCUUCUACUACAUCACGAUCAAAUCAAAAUCCAACAUUUAAAUCAACCUGGAAACCAUUUACGACAUCUUCAAGUCCAUCUUGGAUAUCAACAUGGACAACUCCAAGGCCGUUUUAUGAUCGUUCUGAACAUCAUGUUUAUGAUUACGAUCAUACACCUAGAGAAAGUCAAUAUCAAGAUUAUGGACCACAUCUAGAAUGGAAACCAAGUAAUGGAAAUUUGAGACAAUCCUUUGAUAACAAUUACGAGUUUCAAGACAGGCAAUGGAUGGAAAACCAUAGAAUUGAUCAAAAUCCACAACCAGUUUAUCAUUCCGAUCGUCCAGAAGGAUCGUGGUCAUACGAGCAUAGGAAUCAAAAUCAUCGUUAUGAUCAUAGAUAUUAUCCUCCUGGUUAUCAUCAUCAUCAUCAUCAUCACCAUCAUUAUCAUAAUUAUGGACCUACAUCAAAUCCGUCAGUAAAUCCAAAUUGGAACGUCGGUAAUCCUACUACUCUUAUUGGUGAUCAAAAAUAUGAUCAAGGAUACCAAGGAUAUACUCCAAAUGCAGAUAGUCAAAGGACCGAUCAUGAUUUGCAUCCGAUUAAGCAAGAUUAUAAUUGGACGAUGCCAGGAUUAUAUUAUCCUAGUUCUAAUUAUACUUUUCCAUUCGCUGAAAAUGUUUUGCUAAAUAAUAGUAAUAAUAAUAAAUUUACUAAAAAUUCAAAUCAGAAUAAAUCGCGACAAGAUAGAUUACUUCCUACUUGGAUAGGACAAGAAAAUACGACUUGGAAUCAAUCAAAUGGAUCUUUUGCUUUCAACCCGAGUACAUGGCAUGAUCAACAGAAAGUACAGAUGGAAAUUCAAACACGUUCGUGGGAUCAAGGUAUGGCCAGUCAAGAUGAUAAAUUGCAACAGCAAUUUGGCAAAAAUAUAUAUCAACAAAGCACAGUUGAUAAAGAAACAAAUGCAAACACCGCACAGUGGGCAUUAAAAACAAAUGUCUUGUCAAAUUCAAAGAAUCAAAUAAAUUUAGAAUCUACGAAUACAACUGAACAUCCGAGAUCAAACUUUUAUCCAAAUGGAAUAUAUGUCAAUGCAAAUGGCAUAAAAGGUCAUUACAUCACAAAAGAAAUUGAGGACAAUCAAAAGCAUUCAAAGAGCCAUCAAUCACAUAGUACUCAAAACCCUAUCAACUGGAACAACAUUUUUAAUAAUUCUGAAAAUAAUUAUACUUUGUUUACGACAACGCUGAUGACAACAACAGAGAAAAUUUCCAAUAAACAACUUGAGUUGUCAAGAAGAGGACGGGAGUUUGAAAAUACUGCGAAAGAAAAAGAGUUGCAUAAUUCUGAUAACAUAAAUGAUUUUAAUUUAUCCAGUGCAUCAAUUGAAUAUGAAGAUGAUUACUGGAGUGGUAACGAUACGAAAACAAGUAAUGUAAAUUUAAGACCUCCAAAUAUUAUAGAACCUGAAAUAAGUGAUUACAAUGUGGAUGUAUUAGACAAAAAUAUCUGGAAGCCUAGAUUAGUUUUCGAAAAUAAGACCAAGACAACGACGGCUUCAUCGGUCAUUAUGAAAAUCGGUCCGAAAAAUACCGAUAUUGAACUUUUUAAUAUAGAAACAGCCCCAUUUCAAGAAGAAGAGCCGUCAUUCCCAGUUUAUUACGUGCCGCCAGUGCAUCCAUUAACUCAUUCAAAAAAGUCCGUUCGACUAACGCCUAUAUCUGGUCAGAUUAUUCGUUUGAGAGGUGGUUCUGAGCCAAGCAAUGGUUAUGUUGAGAUACAAGGUGAACUGCCUGGUUGGGGUAUUGUAUGCGAUUCUAGAAAUAGUUGGACUUUAAAAGAAGCUCAUAUUUUAUGUAGACAACUCGGAUAUAGCAGAGGCGCAGAAAUGGCUUGGCAAGGCAGAAACAAUCAUAAUAAUAUGCCAACUUGGAUCGCUGCAAAUACUGUAACAUGUCUCGGCAAUGAAACCAGAUUUCAAUCAUGCAAAUUCACACAUAAUCAAGAGUGCCAUAUAGAUAGAGAUGCAAUUGGUGUGCGAUGUAUUCCUAAUCGUAUCGCACAUUGUUACAAGGACGAAAUACCUCAUAAUGGUCAAUGCUAUUACUUAGCUGAUCCUGAUAGUGGAUUUAAUCACGCUGAAGCAUUGGAAUAUUGCAAACGAAGGAAUGCACGACUCAUUGACAUUACUAAUCAGGCGGAAAAUAACUUUGUUUCGGAAUGGCUAUUGCAAUCGUAUCCGGAAGUUAGCUCAAUUAUGACUUCUGGCUUCGGUUUUACUAGCAUGGGUCGCACCUUAUGGAUCUGGGCGAAUUCUGCUCAUGCCAAAUUUAAAUUUACAAAGUGGUGGCCUGGGUGGAUGAACGAUACGAAACAAUCACCAUGGGUAGGAUCUCGUCCUCUUUGUAUUGUGAUGAAGAGGAAAUUUUCGUGUCAUGAACGAUCUGAAUUGAUUUGUGACACAGAUUACUUCUUCUGGGACACUGAAGACUGUGCAACUACUUCCAAAGGACAUUCUUUUAUUUGCAAAAGGCCUUAUGAUGAUAUUGGUUGCGUUUAUGGGAAAGGAAAUCAAUACACUGGAAAAGCUAAUGUAACAAUAUCAGGAAAUGAAUGUCUUUCGUGGGCCGAUAAAAGAAUAGUACAUCAAUUACGUAUAAAUGUUGUUAAUAAAGAAAUUCGAGACAAACUGGAAAUGCAUAACUAUUGCAGAAAUCCUAAUCCAAUAAAAGAAUCGAGACCGUGGUGCUUUACAGGAACCGGAAAGCGUGAAUAUUGCGAUAUUCCUGCCUGUGGAAAUAUUGAUUCAAAACGAUCUAUGUUGACUGGUCAAUGCAAACCUAAACAUUUUGAAUGUACGCCAGGAGAGUGCAUUCCAUCUCCAUGGGUUUGUGAUGGAGAGGAGGAUUGUACAAAUGGGGCUGACGAAAGAAAAUGUGUAUUGGAUCUGAAUCUCUUUGAAAAAUCUACAAAACAUAAACUUGAAGGCUAUGAUGUCGAAAAAUGGUUAAAUACACCUUUAAAAACCUGUGCAUUAAGAUGCAAAGAAGCUGAUUUUAUUUGUCGCUCAUUUAACCAUAAAUUGAAUGGUAACGUGUGUUUAUUGAGUAAUAGUAACAUCGGCUUGACUGGUGCACUCAAACCUGACAAAGAGUUCGAUUAUUACGAAAUGAGAGAGAGAAGCAUGAACUGUGAUGGCAUGUAUAUUUGCAAUAAUCGCAAGUGUAUAAAUCAAACAAAAGUCUGCGACGGCAAAAAUGAUUGCAACGAUCGCAGCGAUGAGAAUAUCUGCACAGCUGAAAAUUUUGAUUACGGUAUUCGCUUGGCUGGUGCAAAUAAAAGUUAUGAAGGUCGAAUAGAAGUCAAAAUUCUAGGACAUUGGGGCCAGGUAUGUGACGACGGCUUUGGUAUGAUCAAUGCUGGUGUUAUUUGCAAAGAGCUUGGAUUCGAUCUUGGAGCUUUGGAAGUUAGACCGGGUGGAUUUUACGGAAAUCUCGAUCCACCCACGAGAUUUAUGGUAGAUCAAUUGAAAUGUCGUGGAAAUGAAACUACAUUACGUGAAUGCGAUUUUAACGGAUGGGGAGUUCAUAAUUGUCAACCGGAAGAGGCUGUUGGAAUCGUAUGUAAGACCGCAGUCAAUACUUGUCAGGAAGGUUAUUGGAAAUGUAAGAAUAGUCCAACUUGCAUACCGACUCCUUUCAUUUGCGACGAAGUGGUCGAUUGUCCAGAUCAGUCCGAUGAAAGUUCAGAAUAUUGCGAUGCACCAUUUGAGUUGCGCUUGGCGAAUGGUAGCAAUUCUCUGCAAGGAAGAGUAGAAGUGCGUCAUCAUGGCGUGUGGGGUACCGUGUGCGAUGAUGACUUUACAAAUGCUACAGCAGUAGUCAUUUGUAGAUCUUUAGGAUACGGUGGUAUCGCAAUAGCUAAGAAAAACGGUUUCUUUGGACCUGGCCAAGGACCAAUAUGGCUCGAUGAGGUUUUCUGUCAUGGAAAUGAAUCGCAAUUAUAUCGAUGUGAGCAUAAUCACUGGGGUCAACAUAAUUGCGAUCAUAAUGAGGACGCAGGUGUAAUUUGUUCACCUGGAGAUGUUAACGAUGCCGAACAGUCAUACUGGAUAAACAGCCAAGAACAUUCGGAACAAAACAUUAACGAGCUGCUUCCAUCAAAUUGUGGCCAACGUGCCAAAGAUUUCGAUAGCGAUGAAGAUUUAAUAUUUCAGAAAGUAGUACAUGGCUCCAUUGCACCAAAAGGCACUUAUCCUUGGCAGGCUAGUAUUCGAGUUCGAGGGCACAGUCGAUCAAAUCAUUGGUGCGGUGCUGUUAUUAUAUCGCCUCUACACGUGCUAACAGCAGCACAUUGUCUAGAAGGUUACAACAAAGGCACAUAUUUUGUUCGUGCGGGUGAUUAUAAUACGGAUAUUCACGAAGGAACGGAAAUAGAAGCCAACAUCGAAGAUUAUUACGUACACGAGGAAUUUCGUAAAGGCCACAGAAUGAACAAUGAUAUCGCUUUGGUUUUACUUAAAGGUCUCGGCAUCCCGCUUGGCAAAGAUAUCAUGCCAAUUUGCUUGCCGGCUGAGAAUGCCGAAUAUCCGCCUGGACUGAAUUGCACGAUUAGUGGAUUCGGCAGUAUUGAAACGGGCAAGACGACGCAAUCGAAAAAUUUACGAUAUGGCUGGGUGCCUUUAUUGGAUCAAUCAAUUUGCCGAGCUAGUUAUGUUUAUGGUGAAGGUGCCAUAAGUGAUGGAAUGAUGUGUGCUGGAUAUCUUGAUGAAGGUAUCGAUACAUGCGAUGGCGAUUCCGGAGGUCCUUUAGCAUGUUAUCACAAUGGAGCUUUCAAUUUGUACGGGAUUACUAGUUGGGGUCAGCAUUGCGGUAAAGCAAACAGACCUGGAGUUUACGUUCGUAUAGCAUAUUAUCGUCGCUGGAUUGAUAAAAAAAUUAGGGAAUCGCUAGUAGGUAGAUAAAAUGUCGAAAUUAUAAAAUUUGCAAUCACACACACAUAAACAUUUUUGUGCA
This is a messenger RNA of Acromyrmex echinatior (Panamanian leafcutter ant), 6478 nucleotides long. RefSeq lists its product as uncharacterized. NCBI's taxonomy places the organism in Eukaryota, Metazoa, Arthropoda, Insecta, Hymenoptera, Formicidae. Gene Ontology annotation, biological process: proteolysis. Gene Ontology annotation, cellular component: membrane; extracellular region. The record is from RefSeq and is a predicted model, not a curated record. Gene Ontology annotation, molecular function: serine-type endopeptidase activity; chitin binding; protein binding.